AUGGGCGGCGUCAUGACUCACUCCAUACGAUGGAAGCGUCCUAGGUUCAAUGCCCUGUCCUACCUUGUCUUCGCGCUCGUCCUCGUCCUCGGCCUCUUGAACCCCGCACACGCCUACGCAGAGCUCUCCGACAAAGCCCUACGCAACAUCCCCAGCGGCGCCCCCGACCUCGACCCGAAGACCGGCUCGCUGCUCGCGCCGAUCCUGAUCCCGCGCGUCCCCGGUACACCCGGCUCGGCGGCCGUGCAGCACCACUUCGUCGAUUUCUUCGUAAGGGAGCUGCCGGGAUGGCGGGUAGAGUGGCACAAUUCGACGUCCAAGACGCCGGCGACGGGCGACACGGACGUACAUUUUACGAACUUGAUUCUUACGCGAGACCCGCUGUGGGCACAGAUUGGCGACGUCGGGCGUCUGGCACUCGUUGCGCACUACGAUAGCCUCUACCGCCCCGAGGGCUUCAUCGGCGCGACGGACAGCGCGGCGCCGUGCGCCAUGCUGAUGCAGGUUGCACGCGGUGUAGACGAGGCGCUGACGCAGAAAUGGGAGGCUAUGGAGGCGUCGGGAGAUGCGGGGAUGGGACUGGAGGAGGAAAAGGGCGUACAGAUCAUCUUUCUGGACGGGGAGGAGGCCUGGGUGAGCUGGACAGCCACUGAUUCCAUCUAUGGAGCUAGGGCACUUGCCGAGACCUGGGAAUCCGAGGUACAUCCGCCGCUCUCGACGUACCGGACACCGCUCGACUCCAUCAACCUCUUCCUGCUGCUCGAUCUGUUGGGAACGGCAGACCCGCACGUGCCGUCGUAUUUCUCGACCACGCACUGGGCCUAUCAGGGCAUAGCCAAGAUUGAAGCAAGGAUGCGGAAGCUUGGACUGCUGGUUUCGAACCCCAAGAAUGCUUUUCUGCCAGACAGCGAGAAAACGGCAGAUCAAUUUAGGGGCGCGUUUGUCCAGGAUGACCACGUCCCCUUCAUGAUGCGAGGGGUUGAUGUAUUGCAUAUUAUUCCGACUCCGUUUCCGCUCGUAUGGCACACCAUGGACGAUAAUGCCGAACACCUAGAUCCGGGCACGGUGGCUGACUGGGCUAAGAUCGUGACGGCGUUCGCGGCGGAGUGGUUGGAGUUGGAUGAGUUUGUGAGCCAGUUGAAUCCGUCCACGGAGAAGCAGGCGAUUAGAGACAGGACGGAACUAUAG
Anthostomella pinea is the source of this 1188-nucleotide messenger RNA. NCBI's taxonomy places the organism in Eukaryota, Fungi, Ascomycota, Sordariomycetes, Xylariales, Xylariaceae. The record is from the annotation of a GenBank genome assembly.